AUAAUACGUUAUACAUGUUUGUCUUUUUGGUCUUCUUCUCUCUCUUGUAGUCCCUAGGGUUUUUCAAUAUUGAAUCUGACUCAUUUCAUCACCCUUGACUCUCAAAUCUCCCUCCUUUUGCCUCCUCCACCGCUGCCUGUUUCUUCAGGUUGUUGCCGCAUUUCUAUUUUGGAUCUCGUUUUACUCUUGUAGCUGUUUUUGCAUUUGUGUACAGCUUUGUAUUUUGGGAUCUACCAACUUUCUGCGCAUUUUAUUUUUACUGUGGAGAAACUCGGUUUAGGUGUUGCAUUUUGGUCUGAAAUUACGGUUUUGAUUGAUAGUAUGAGCUUUUGAAUUCAUGUAUCAAAGAAAUUCCAGAGGAUAUGCGCCAUGGAUUCAGAUCUAUGAAAUUCCUGAUAACUGAAUUAGAAUAAACUUGCAAGGAACAUCCUACUUUUUCUCUGUUUACUGUGUUCAAGUGAAUUAGUGAGGUGCAAGUAACCUGUCAAUGGGUUCAUUUCGGGGUACUUGUGAAAUUGUGGAAGCAGGGGAAGAGGUGAAUUCAAUUCAGCGUUCUCAAAGAACUUACCAGCCAAACCCUGGAUCAACUGCAGUUGACAACGAUCGGAAGCUUCCUGUGCUGAAAUUGGCAUACAAGGAAUCUCUAGAAGAUGAUAUUAAUCAGCUUUUUGAGGCUAUCAGUCUUAGAACUUCAUCCAAGGGUUCAGGUUUUUCGCCUGAUGUAGGGACAAGUGCAAGCCCAUUGCGAAAAAAUGCUUUGAAGAAACCAAUUAGUGUACCCCAAUCACCGCGAAUUGGAACUUCAGAAUCAGUCUCUCUGAAGCAGGCAUUAAGGGAACUUUGCAUCACUAAGGCGUCUGAAAUGGCUGCUAUGAAACGACUUUCAAAAUCAUCUGGUUCUCCAGGGGUAUCAGAAGCCAUUAGGAUAAAGAGCUUGUACAAUGCAAAGGUAGUUGAAGCUGCCAGUGGAUCUGGCCAUCAUCUAGAUGAAGCUAAGGGGAGUAUGCUUGAAAUAUCUCUGGUGCCAGAAGAUAGCCCAUCAACUUCUGCUUGGAUGGUACCACAGGCAACUCAAUUGCUGAAGAUAAAAACUUCAAACCAAAGUGGUUAUCCUUCUCCUCGGUUAACUGCUCCAACCAUGCAAAAUGCUACAGGGAAUACCCGAAGUGCUCAUUCUUCACCUCGGUCUGCUGUUUUGACAGUGCAGAACACUACAGAGACCAAAUACAGUGCUCGAUCUUCACCUAGGUUUGCCAUUCCCACGACAAACAAUAGUAUUGGGUCUAGCCAGACUGCUCAUUCUCCUCGAUUUGCCAUUCCAACUAAAAAUAGUCCCAAGACCACAUUGGUGCAUGAUGAAAUUGUUUCUGCAUCAAACAAAAUUGGAACUCAAGCUAUAAAAACAGAAAUAACACAGAAAGAGAAGCAUGCACCUGAAUCUUCUUUAUUUUCUAGUACUGUUGACAAGCAUGAGUCAGAGAAAAAGGAUACAGGCCCAACCAAAUCAGCAAACAGAGCAUCGGCAGUAAAAUUGGGGAGGAUAGGCAGGCUUCGUGUUGUACCUUCUUCAGGCUCAAUUGAUGGCAAUAGGGUAAGCAAGCUAACAAGAAAUACUACCCGUAUGGCUAAACCAGCCCUCAGGAACAAGAGUUCUAUUAAGAAGAAAGCAAAACGAGAUUCAACUUCAGUUGCUCCCAGUUCUAAUACACAGAAUGAAGUUAAAAGGGACUUGGACCCUAGUACCACUCAAUUGGUGUGCCAGAGAUGCCAGUGUGCUCUAAAGAAUGCAAGUAAUCUAAUCGAUCAAGAUUCUUCAGUGUCCAACUUGGUGGGCAGUACUGCUGAAGUUGGGUCCAUUAAUGCAGAAACCUUUACAAGUGAACUGGACUUUACUGUGGAUAACAGUAAUGGAAGCAAUGCUGUAGUUGUGAAAGCAAAAAAGAUCACAAAAUCAAGAGAAAAGGGAGAAUUUUCCCAGAGUUCUAAAAGUAGCCUUGGUGAAUAUAGUAGUAGUACAAGCAACAGUUAUGAUAGCAAUUUAAGCCGUUCCAGUUGUGGUAAUCGGCCUCACAUGUCUAAAGAUGCAAGGUGGGAAGCAAUCCAGCAUGUUAGGAUGCAGCAGGCAGCCUUAGGGUUAAGACAUUUCAAUCUCUUACAGAAGCUUGGUUGUGGAGAUAUAGGGACUGUGUAUCUGGCUGAGCUAAUUGGAACAAGUUGCUUAUUUGCUAUAAAGGUUAUGGACAAUGACUUUUUAGCAAGAAGGAAGAAGUUGCCAAGGGCCCAAGCCGAAAGAGAAAUAUUGAGAAUGCUCGAUCAUCCUUUUCUCCCUACACUAUAUGCCCAGUUUACAUCAGAUAAUUUAUCUUGUCUUGUUAUGGAAUACUGCCCUGGUGGAGACCUGCAUGUCCUUCGGCAAAAGCAGCCUGGCAGGAGUUUUACUGAACCAGCAGCAAGGUUCUAUGUUGCUGAAGUUCUCCUUGCUCUGGAGUACUUGCAUAUGCUUGGAGUUAUUUACCGGGAUUUGAAACCAGAGAACAUUCUGGUUCGAGAAGAUGGCCACAUUAUGCUAACAGAUUUUGAUCUGUCCCUCAGAUGUUCUGUAAAUCCAACUCUUCUGAAAUCCUCAUCAACGAAUAUGGAUCCUGCAAGGUUAUCUGGUCCAUGCACUGAAUCUAACUGUAUCCAGCCUUUCUGCAUUGGGCCCAAAUGUCAAGUUCCAUGUUUCAGUCCUAGGUUUUUACCUGCUACUGCAAAAAGAAGAAAGUCGAAAGAUGACCCUGUGGCCCAGAUCCGAUCAUUGCCACAGCUUGUGGCUGAGCCUACUGAUGCACGAUCAAAUUCAUUCGUUGGAACCCAUGAGUACUUGGCUCCUGAGAUCAUCAAAGGAGAGGGUCAUGGAGCUGCAGUUGAUUGGUGGACAUUUGGUAUCUUCCUCUAUGAACUUCUAUAUGGGAAAACACCCUUUAAAGGUCCCAUGAAUGAAGAAACAUUAGCCAAUGUGGUGUUUCAAAGCCUGAGGUUCCCUGAUAGCCCUCUGGUUAGCUUUCAGGCAAGAGAUCUCAUUCGAGGGCUGUUGGUAAAGGAGCCGGAGAAUCGGUUGGGAUCACAAAAAGGGGCUGCUGAGAUAAAGCAGCACCCAUUCUUUGAGGGGUUGAAUUGGGCACUUAUACGUUGCGCGAUUCCUCCAGAACUACCGGAGUUUUAUGAUUUUGGGGUUCCCAGCUUGGUAUCUGAAAAGAGCAAGUAUUUGGAGUGUAAUGCCACAGGAGAGCACCUUGAGUUUGAGUUAUUUUAGACUAAGUUGGAGUAAGUUCCCUUGUUGUAACUGUACGUAGCUUGUAGAGCAUUGUAGUAAAGCUGUCACCAGAUUUUGAAAUUCCAGACCUCAAAAUGCUUCUAUUACCAAAUUGGCACUAGUAAAUAUUUUGCUUCAA
Mangifera indica (mango) is the source of this 3434-nucleotide messenger RNA. RefSeq names its product serine/threonine-protein kinase D6PKL1. NCBI's taxonomy places the organism in Eukaryota, Viridiplantae, Streptophyta, Magnoliopsida, Sapindales, Anacardiaceae. Gene Ontology annotation, molecular function: ATP binding; protein serine/threonine kinase activity. Gene Ontology annotation, cellular component: plasma membrane; nucleus; cytoplasm. The transcript is spliced from 3 exons. The record is from RefSeq and is a predicted model, not a curated record. The coding region runs from base 488 to 3295 and encodes 935 amino acids. Gene Ontology annotation, biological process: protein phosphorylation.